AAUAGUUUUCUAGAAUCUCUGCGUGAUAAUCGUGAUGCCGUAACACACUUGUCCCAUCGUACUCUUACUAAUUGUAUGCUUCAGUUGGAAGCUAAAGAUAACGCUCUUUCCCAAGUCUUUGUUCAACAGGGUUCAAUAUUCGAUUCCAAUCGUUAA
Molecule: messenger RNA, 156 nt
Organism: Ambispora leptoticha
Lineage: Eukaryota; Fungi; Glomeromycota; Glomeromycetes; Archaeosporales; Ambisporaceae
Source: the annotation of a GenBank genome assembly